Molecule: messenger RNA, 1113 nt
Organism: Geosmithia morbida
Lineage: Eukaryota; Fungi; Ascomycota; Sordariomycetes; Hypocreales; Bionectriaceae
Product: D-serine deaminase, pyridoxal phosphate-dependent
Exons: 1
Coding region: 1-1113 (370 amino acids)
Biological process (GO): D-serine catabolic process
Molecular function (GO): D-serine ammonia-lyase activity
Source: RefSeq, a predicted model, not a curated record
AUGUACUCCCCAGCGAUCGGAGACGGGCUCGACACCCUGGACACGCCGUCCAUGGUAGUAGACCUGGACCUGAUGGAGGAAAACAUCCGAAAGCUCAUGAACAAGCUCCUCCCCACCGGCGUCAACAUCCGUCCACACCUCAAGACUACCAAGAGCGCCAUUCUGGCCCACAAGCUGGUCGCCGGGGGCGCCAAGGGCGGGUGCGUCGCCAAGCUGAGCGAGGCCGAGGCCAUGGCGGCAGCAGGUUUCGACGACCUCCUCAUCACCUGCGAAGUUGUGGGCCCGGCCAAGGUAUCCAGGCUGGUCGAACUGUUCCGCUCGCACGGGGGGAUCCGCAUCGUCGUCGACAGCGCCGAGGGUGCGACGGCCAUCCACGAAGCACUGAGAAGAUCGGGCAUCCCGGACCCGAUAGACACGCUCAUCGACCUCGACGUCGGUCUGCACCGCACCGGCGUGGCGCCGGGCCAGCCGGCUCUCGAUCUGGCGCGGCAUGUGGCCGGGCUGGACCGUCUCCGCCUCAUCGGCGUGCAGGGGUACGAGGGUCACCUGCAGCACCUGCACGACCGGGAGGACAGGAAGGCCCGCUGUCUCGAGUCCAUGGCCACGCUGACGGGCACGGCCGAUGCGAUCCGCGGCCUGGGCCUCCCCGGGGUCGACAUCUCGGUCGUCACCACGGGCGGGACGGGAACGGCCGAGUUCUGCGCCACCGUCGAGGGCAUCACGGAGCUGCAGCCCGGGUCGUUCAUCUUCAUGGACACCGACUACCGCAAUGCUGUCGGCACCUUCUACUCCAACAGCCUCACCCUGCUCGCCACCGUCAUCAGCCGCCAAGGUCCCCGGCAGGUCACCAUCGACACCGGGCUCAAGUCGCUCACCACCGACAGCGGGCUGGCCGAGUGUCGUGACGACCGGUACGAGUACGGCUGUCUCGGAGAUGAGCAUGGGUCCCUCGUGUGGAACGACGGCACACCGGACCUUACCAUCGGGGACAGGGUGCAUAUGGUACCUAGCCACAUCGAUCCCACCAUCAACCUCCACGAUGUGUACUAUGCUUACCGGAAGGGAAUCAUUGAGGAGAUCUGGCCCGUCGACACCCGUGGCAAGGUGCAAUAG